GCAGGAGGUGAAGGCAAUUUUCCCCCAGCUUUUCCUGGCACUGCUUUUCCAAGUGUCAUUCACCACUGAGCUGAUGCCUGCGGAGGUGCUGAUGUGGUGGGACAACCAACAGGAGCAGUGCACUCCUAUCAGGUCUGCCGUGCAGUCCAUGAGAGUGCUGCUCUGCAGCAUGGGCUUGGAGAGCCAGGUGCUGGCCAUCCAGGAACAGGGGGGCUGGGACGCCCUGCUCAGAGCCAAGACCCACCUCAUGGGAGUGCGCAUCGUGGCCAGGGAGAUGAUGGAGAUGCCAACGCUCCUGCGCUCCACCUUCUUCUGCCAGCUGGCAGAGAUCCUCAGCGGGAAGGACCCGAGCUGUGAGAUGAUUGCCAUGGUCUUCUUCAUUGAGACAGUGGAGUGCUCUGACUGUGAGGAGGAGCUGCAACGUGCCCUGAAAAUCCUGGCCAUGUAUCUGCAGAGCCAGUGCCUGGGGAUGCCCAGCCUGGUGCUCAGAGCCAUCCUCAGGCUCACCCAGAGGCCCGACACAGCAAGGAAAACCCUCGUCCUGCUGCCACUCGUCCUGGAGCGGCUGCGGGAUGACGACGGCGCCAGCAGCGCCGCAGCCCUGCCCGUGCUCGCCGCCAUGCUGCGGCUGCUUGAGGGGAGGAGGCUCAACCUCGCCGCCCUGGAGCUGGCUGACAAGCUCUGGCCCCUCUUUGGCAACGAGUCGGACACUGUGCGGGAGCUCUCCAUCCGUCUCUUCCGAGAUGCGAUGAGGCUCGUGGCGCGCCAAGGGAAGGAAAAGAUGAAGAAGGUGGUGUGCAACAGCCUGCUGCCACUGCUCUUCCACCUGCACGACGAGAGCAAGAGUGUGGCCCAGGUGGGAUUCCCAACCCAGCUGCUCCUUUAG
Messenger RNA from Dryobates pubescens (Downy woodpecker), 886 nucleotides. RefSeq names its product maestro heat-like repeat-containing protein family member 6. The record is from RefSeq and is a predicted model, not a curated record. Lineage: Eukaryota; Metazoa; Chordata; Aves; Piciformes; Picidae. Gene Ontology annotation, cellular component: cytoplasm. Bases 74 to 886 code for a protein of 270 amino acids. The transcript has 6 exons.